This is a messenger RNA of Monopterus albus (swamp eel), 1420 nucleotides long. It is a transcript of the gene atp6v1d, whose product is annotated as ATPase H+ transporting V1 subunit D. NCBI's taxonomy places the organism in Eukaryota, Metazoa, Chordata, Actinopteri, Synbranchiformes, Synbranchidae. Gene Ontology annotation, molecular function: proton-transporting ATPase activity, rotational mechanism. The record is from RefSeq and is a predicted model, not a curated record. The coding region runs from base 114 to 860 and encodes 248 amino acids. The transcript has 9 exons.
GAUUUCUCUGUCAUAGUAAUAGGCUUACGCACUAGAAUUAAAGCUAGCGUUUUAGUAUCAAUAAUAGGAAACGGAAGUAAGCAAAAGAUAGUAGUUAUCGAUCAAAACACAAGAUGUCUGGAAAAGACAGGAUCGACAUAUUCCCCUCCAGAAUGGCUCAGACCAUCAUGAAGGCUCGACUGAAAGGGGCACAGACCGGCCGCAGCCUGCUCAAGAAGAAAUCCGAUGCCCUUUCGAUGCGAUUCCGUCUAAUCCUUCGCAAAAUAAUUGAAACCAAGACCAAGAUGGGAGAGGUGAUGAGAGAGGCAGCCUUCUCUUUGGCUGAAGCCAAAUUUGCAGCUGGAGACUUCAGCACAACCGUAAUCCAGAAUGUCAACAAAGCCCAAGUUAAGGUCCGGGCUAAGAAAGACAAUGUGGCAGGUGUUACUCUACCAGUUUUUGAGCACUACCAAGAAGGCGGGGACAGUUACGAGCUGACUGGUCUGGCCAGAGGAGGAGAGCAGCUUUCCAGGUUAAAGAGGAACUACGCUCGAGCUGUGGAGCUGCUCGUGGAGUUAGCCUCCUUACAGACAUCUUUUGUCACUCUAGAUGAAGCCAUAAAGAUUACCAACCGCCGUGUGAAUGCUAUUGAGCAUGUGAUCAUUCCCCGGAUUGAUCGCACCCUCACCUACAUCAUCACAGAACUGGACGAACGAGAACGAGAGGAAUUCUACAGACUGAAGAAGAUCCAAGAGAAGAAGAAGCAGCACAGGGAAAAGACAGAACUGGAGAUUGCGGCCCGGCUCGCUAAGCUGGGUCCCAUUGCAGAACCUGCUAACAUGCUGGCAGAGGAGACGGAUGAAGACCUGCUGUUUGAGUAACAGGCGUCUACAGGCCAAAAGUCACUGAUUUCACCAGUCAUUCUAUUUAUUCUGUGCCUCUCUGGCCAUAUCUGUGUCUUCUCAUGCAAGUGAUGUAAGUUGUUUUUUUGUGUACUUACCUUGAUGAAUAGUUCUGUUGUUUCAGUGCUGAAAGGUACUGUGUGUUUCCAGAUUUGUCACUGUACAGAUCCAAAUUGGCUGUUAACCACAAGGGGGUCAGUUCACUCCUGUAGAUCAUUAAAUUGAUAACAAUAUAAAUAUGUUUACACACAGUUUGUGAGUGAAAUUAAAGAAGCAUUCUGUGUAGCUGAUCAGCAAGCAAAUACUUAGGUUUGCUCACAACAUUUAGAACCAUUGCAUGCUGUAAAGGUGGUUGUAGAUUUCACAGAGUGUGUGAGUUUAUGUAUGUGGAGGCCUCUCCCACUGCUGACCUCAUAUCACAGGGUCAUUGUUACCUCACGUGAGGAUGUUCCAAAAGAACCCCUAAUGUGGCCCUACUGUAAAACUGAUGUCCACAAAGCCCAGCACCUUGACCAAAUAAAGAUGUUCUGGAUACUCAA